AUGCUACUUCCGGCGGCGCGGCGGCCGCCGCACAGCUGACGACGCCUGCGCGCAUCUAGCUGUUGGGGUGACGACUAUGCUGCACCGCCGACGAGCGAGGUGCUGGCGACCCCGUGUCCCCGACCCCUUCUAAAGUCCGAAGGACGGCGGCUCGCGGUCCAACGUCUUCGCGCGAAGGAGCAAGCCGGCCGCGCCGCUCGGUGAUGGCCGGCGACCGCGACGUGUUGGUCAGAGCACGCUGCUUCCGAAGACACCGCUUCUCCUGAUCGACGAUUAUUAGUUUUUUGGCUACCUCGUCGCCAUGGCCGCUACCAUCGCCCGCAUCCCGUCCGAGCCGCGCUACAUCGACAGCUUCUUCUACAAGUACGCGCUGUCGGUCGCCGCCGCAGCUGUGGCCGAGACGACAACUUAUCCGCUGGACAUUGUGAAGACACGACUGCAGGUUCAGGGAGAGCUGACUGCCAAGGGUCAAAUAGUUGACCGACGGGGCUUCUUCAAGACUGCAGCAGGCAUUGUGCAGGAGGAAGGCGUGCUAAAGCUGUGGAAGGGGCUGCCACCAGCCAUCUAUCGGCACCUCAUCUACAGCGGCUGCCGGAUGAACUUCUACGAGAGCAUGAGGGACCGGUUCCUGCGGAACAAGGACGGCACGCGCGCGCCCCUCUGGAAGUGUGUCCUGGUGGGGGUGGCGGCGGGUGGCAUGGGCCAAUUCCUGGCCAGCCCCACGGACCUGGUCAAGGUGCAGAUGCAGACCGAGGGGCGUCGUGCUCUCAUGGGACUGCCGCCCAGGGUGACAGGUACUUGGCAGGCACUAAAGAAGAUUGCCUCUGAGGGCGGGAUCCGGGGCCUCUGGAGAGGGGCUGCCCCGAACGUCUACCGCGCUGCACUCGUCAACCUUGGUGAUCUGACGACGUACGACACAGGAAAGCGGUUUCUCCUGCAGCACACGAACCUCAAGGACAACUACUUCACCCAUUCGCUCGCCAGUGGGAUGUCCGGCCUGAUAGCUGCAACCCUUGGCACGCCUGCUGACGUGAUCCGCACAAGGGUCAUGAACCAGCCCACAGACAACCAGGGAAGGGGUCUGCUCUACCGCUCCCCCCUAGACUGCCUACUCAAGACAGUGCGGGGCGAGGGAUUCAAGGCACUUUACAAGGGUUUCUUCCCCAUCUGGGCGCGCAUGGCACCAUGGUCUUUCACAUUUUGGGUCACAUACGAGGAGUUCAGACGUUUUGCCGGUGUCCGGUCGUUCUGAAGAUGGCCCUUGCCUACUUCUUCAGACCCACAAUCCCACGUUCCUGCCUAACUUUUUUUUUUUUCAUUCCUCUUCAUAUCGUAAAGAAAAAAGAAUGAUAUGUUGCGGCUCUUUGAUAGGAGUUGCUGCUGGCAUGAAGCAUGUGCAGUAUUUUUUUAACUUUUUGUUUGUUUCGGCGCUUCUUGGGACAUUUGCUAGAAACCAUGCAAGCCAUCGUUUUCAAUUUUUGUUGUUGUUGUUCUUGUAGUUGUUAUUGUUGCCAUUGUUUGUGCCAUUGUUUUGGAUGUGUAUGGAAGUUUGCGGAUGGUGGCUUGGUUGGGUCAGGCGUGCUUUGUGCGUCGGUGGACGUAUUGUCGUAUUGUGAGAGCUUUGUUGUGUGCGUACGCUGCGGCUGUGAUGCUAGAGCACUAGGUGGUACAUGUGCGAAUGACAGCACCAUUUAUAUGAAAAGAUCACCACUCCGUACAGUCAUGGUGGAUUGGUUUCUGCUUGCCAGUGGCUAUUUGUACUCGUCGGGAUGAGAAAACAGUACGGCUCUGUGGCAAUGAGAUUUUGGGAGCGUUUGAUGCUUUGCUUCACUGCGACGGUGAAAGGAUGCAGGCAGAAGGUGCUGCUGCUGUGAGCCUCUAUUUUUCUGCUUAUGGAAAUAUAAACAUGAUCAUUAGGUGGCAUUUGAGUUCUGGAACGUGUGGUAUAAUGAUGACUGGUAAGCAUUGUUAAGCUACGUUUCUUGCCUAAAGUAAAUUGUCCGUGCGAUGUUUGAUAGCUGGUAAUGCAAAUCUGGCCGUGCCUUGAAAAGUUAGCAGUCGCAAGUAAGUUUCUUUACAUUUAGUUUUAUGUAUUGUGUGUCUUAUUAUCACAAUGCUCUGUCCCUCUCUUGCGAUGUUCACUUUUCAGAUUGCUUCCUGCCUGAGUUUCCUGCGGUAAUCAAACACGUGACUGCACUAAAGGCAGAGUUUUGCUUGGCAUUUUGUAUUUCAUGCAACAGAGCAUUGUAAAACGAUCCCCUCUGCCUGAUUACGCAGAGUGGCUGUAGACUUGUGGAGUAUUUAACACCAGAAUGGCAAACUUGUAAGCUAGAAGUGCAGUCAUUGUCAUACAGUGAAAAAAAAAAAUUAUGCAGACGAGAAGCAGGGUCAACACAAGUGCCCUCUCAAAUCAGUGUUAGUCGAAAACAUGCAAAUGUUUUGUACAGCGGAUAACUGACUGUGCAAUGUUUCACCUAUCAAAGUGUUUCGUACUGUAUGAAAUGUUCACGUAUUUAAGUGUUCCUGAUUCAUGUAUCAAAGCAUUUCUUGCUGUACAAAAUGUUCAAAUAGUUUCAAUAUGGCCCGUUCGCUGAAAAACAAUGGCUGUGUUCUUAACGCUGCCUGUUUGUGCCAUUUUUUUACGCUGUAAUACUGUGUUGGUACCACUUCCCUGCAGUGGUCCUGACUAGAAACACUUUUCAGGAAUGUGCCAGUCUGAAACAAUUUGAACAUGAACGCUUUAUGUUUAAAGGAGCAGGGAUAAACUCUCCCUUCCGCAGCUAAUUAUUUGUGAGGACGUGUAAACGAUAUGCCAGUUUAGUUUGUCCUUUACUACUUCUGUCCUGGAGUGUCGUUUUCUCUGGAAGUCGUCAUCGUUGAGCCAGAAGUGUCCUCUCGUGCAGUUCUGUCAAUGUGAAGGCCGAUCACUUUUGUGUCACUCUAGACGGCGUCCAUUGCUUGUGCAAGGGUUGUUUUGACGAUCACGAUUGUUCGCAAAGUUUGAGCACAUUGAUAAAGCAUGCUGAAUGUGCUGAGAAACUGGCCGCAGCCAUUGUCGCAUUUCUCUUGGUCCGAGAUGCUGAUGUUGAAGAAAGGGGUCGGCAAAUUGAAAGUACACGUCUAGAAGGAGGUUAAAGCUACUGUUUUGAAUGGUGUUGCCAUGUGACUGUGGGCUUUUCCUGCAUGUCUUGGUGUAAGAAAAAGUGUUUUUUCUCAUGGUGUCUUAGACUAACCACCAGCAGCAAAGCAUGAAAGGAAAUGCCUCGCUUCUCUUUGGUAGUCACAUUUAGUAAUAUUGCUAAUUUGUUUCGUUUAUUAACCUCUUUUGAGUUAUGCUGAUUUAUUAGCAUGGCUUGUUUGAGUUGGCUGUAUUUUGCAAUGCUUUACACUUGUUACAAAUAUACUGUAUGGAUACACUACAAAAUGUGUGAAAAGAAAAAAAACGGUGCUUCAGACAUGUUUUAAUGUUUGAUUGACCAUAUGCCACUGAUCUCAAGGUUGCAUAGCAUCUGUAAAACAUUUUAUAUGAACUCAUCUGAAAAUAAAAUUAGUUUUUAAUUGCAACAUAUAUAUCAUGCCUGCACAUUCUGCAGGAAAGUUUUUGGUAUUUCGUUGUAGAUGAGCCUGUUUGACAUGCUUCAAGGACAAUUCUUGGGGGAUACCGGUAGUGCUGGAGCCACAUGUUUCAGUUAAGGUUGCGAGCAACAUGCUGCUUUUUUUUUUUUUCUGAAAGACAUUUCAUUGCAACUUUACUAUGUUUGACCAAGUGCAAAGUUUCAUUGCUGUUCCUUUAAGUCCACUGCUCCAUUGGUUUAACGAGUCUACCAAUUGAUGUCCUUAAGACAUUUCCAAGACAUUGUGCAUUUGUGUGCGUGUGCGAACAAAUGCACAAACUGGGGUAAUGUGUAUGUGCACUUUACACACUCGUGUUUUGUGAAUAUGUAAAUUCCCAAAGUGUUCUUUUGUUACCCUUAGGAGAAGCAUAGGUUUAUGAACAUAUAUAUAUAUACACACACGCUACACACAAGCCUUGACAAUGCAGUGCCUAGGCAGAAAGUGAGAGCAUUGUCGGACAUGUUGAAUGCACGGCAGUCAGUUGUGCUUUCGUAUGUACUCGUUGAACAUGGUGACGUUUUACAUGCGAGCCUGUUGGCUCGUAGUACUUGCAUUUUCUGUUUGGAACAGCAAAGAUCAUGGAAUGCAUGGAUCGACAACACUUGCUACACGGCGUGCCAUGUUUUUUCAGCCGACCAACGGUGUUGCCAUGAGUAGUGUUUUGUGCGAAUAAAAACUGUCCACAAGUUGUG
This is a messenger RNA of Dermacentor silvarum, 4307 nucleotides long. RefSeq names its product mitochondrial uncoupling protein 4-like (gene Ucp4A). Lineage: Eukaryota; Metazoa; Arthropoda; Arachnida; Ixodida; Ixodidae. The transcript has 10 exons. Bases 302 to 1252 code for a protein of 316 amino acids. The record is from RefSeq and is a predicted model, not a curated record. Gene Ontology annotation, biological process: response to cold.